GUAACAAAGAAGAAGAAGGAGGUGCAGGUCUCUCACAGGAGUUGGGAGAGGGGGAGGGGCAGGGAAGGAGGUCGCAGGUCACGCGGGCGGGAUGACGAUGACGAUGCUGGGACACAUGGGAAGUCGAUCGAUCAGGGAGCCGAUCGGCUGUUCACUGUGGACCGACACGGCAUAGCCCAGUGGGUGAAUGAUUGAGUGGGUGAUUGUGUGCUCGAUGUAAUGAGUGCGAGCUGAGUGUGUCGAUUAUUGAUUUUGCUACUGUUUUCUGGUCCCUCGACCGGAGCUGCAUUUACGGUCCCUCACUUGUGCGAGACAUCAGUGGUGACUUCGGUAAGUUGGUGGUUCAUAGAUUACUCCAUUUUGGCUGAUUCUAACGAGAGGUGAACAAUCAAAGGAUUACUGCAGACAGGCGAACAUCAUGGGGAGCUCUCCUUCGAAGAAAAUAGAGGAAACUCUGGAGGCUUCUCAUACGUUUCAAGCAGCUGUGGAUGCAAGCUAUGAGGAAUGUAUGAUACUUUCACAGCACAUCUUUCCAGGUCUCCAGGCCUACCAGCUUUUAGACGCUGCAGAGAGGAUAUACGAAAAGCUUACAGCUGAUGAAGAAGAGAAGGAAGAAGAUGCUGUUCUACUGUACAAAGAGAGAUGGCUUCCUCAACCACCCACACAGAUGGAUGUUGAUCGAGCUAUUGUAAAGGAGAAGCUUUUUGCAGGAGACAAAAGGGUUAUAGCUCUAGACGACUUUCGUAUUUUUGCCACAACCUUAUUCAGAGACAUGGGCCUGACAACUGCUAGUCAUAGAUUGGCCGUCUACGUCCCUGUCAGCAGCAUCAGUGUUUUGUGUGCACAUUUGGUUGUGAAAAAACUCCCGCUAGUGGGGCCUGCAUAUAGGGCCGGAGGUCCCCUGAUGCCAGGUUUGCUGCUGGGUUCGAUAAUUGGAGUAGUCGUCUCACAACUUAAAUUUACGUGAAGACGGGUCCUCAACAAGCUGGCUUGUGCUAAUCUUGUUCCGUUCUUAUUGUAAAUCACGUCUUAGCAGAUUUUGUUCCUAGGAUGUACAUGUGGAGUUAGAGUGAUUUCUUUGAUCCUCAUCUUUUCAAAGAUGUAAAUGGAUAUUUCCAACCAUCGAGACUCUAGUCUUAAAGUCUCAAACGUGUGUAUAUAACUCUGGACAAUCAGUCAUUUGGAUUUUACCAAGUUAUCCACGGAAAUCUAGGUCACCGAUGUAUUUCGGCUUCGAUGUAAUGAUACUUUGUAUGUUUAUAAGUUUCUUAAAACCCGACUAU
Messenger RNA from Marchantia polymorpha subsp. ruderalis, 1283 nucleotides. Lineage: Eukaryota; Viridiplantae; Streptophyta; Marchantiopsida; Marchantiales; Marchantiaceae. The record is from the annotation of a GenBank genome assembly.